Peniophora sp. CBMAI 1063 is the source of this 438-nucleotide messenger RNA. NCBI's taxonomy places the organism in Eukaryota, Fungi, Basidiomycota, Agaricomycetes, Russulales, Peniophoraceae. The record is from the annotation of a GenBank genome assembly.
AUGGGCUCCAACAAACCGCGUGGAUUGCAGGCAGCGCGCAAGCUCCGUAACGGCCGUCGCGAGAACCGCUGGGCGGACAAGUCGUACAAGAAGCGUGCGCUCGGCAACUUCUACAAGACCUCCCCCACCGGUGGAUCCUCCCACGCUAAGGGCAUCGUCCUCGAGAAGGUCGGCGUCGAGGCAAAGCAGCCAAACUCUGCCAUCCGCAAGUGCGUCCGCGUGCAGCUCAUCAAGAACGGAAAGAAGGUCACCGCCUUCGUCCCCAAUGACGGCUGCUUGAACUUUGUCGACGAGAACGACGAGGUCCUGAUCUCCGGUUUCGGUCGCCGCGGUAAGGCAAAGGGUGAUAUUCCCGGUGUCCGCUUCAAGAUCGUCAAGGUCUCUGGUGUCGGUCUCCUCGCUCUCUGGAAGGAGAAGAAGGAGAAGCCCCGUUCAUAA